Molecule: messenger RNA, 1205 nt
Organism: Myodes glareolus (Bank vole)
Lineage: Eukaryota; Metazoa; Chordata; Mammalia; Rodentia; Cricetidae
Gene: Thg1l
Product: tRNA-histidine guanylyltransferase 1 like
Biological process (GO): tRNA modification
Molecular function (GO): magnesium ion binding; tRNA guanylyltransferase activity
Source: RefSeq, a predicted model, not a curated record
GGGGUGGGACCCGCUCAGUGCUUCCCCCACGGGGAAUGUGGCUUUUUAGUGCUGCUGAGCUUGGCAGUCGCUUGACCGCUACUUCUGUUACUUUAAGACGGUGCCUGAGGUUGGGGGUGACCAUGGCCAAGAGCAAAUUCGAGUACGUGCGGGAUUUUGAGGCUGACGAUACCUGCUUGCCGCACUGCUGGGUUGUGGUGCGGCUGGACGGCCGGAAUUUCCACCGGUUUGCUGAGAAGCACAACUUUGCAAAACCUAAUGACAGCCGAGCUCUCCAGCUGAUGACCAAAUGUGCCCAGACAGUAAUGGAGGAGCUAGAGGACAUUGUGAUUGCGUAUGGACAGAGUGAUGAGUACAGCUUCGUGUUCAGGCGGAAAAGCAAUUGGUUUAAAAGAAGAGCCAGUAAGUUCAUGACUCUCGUGGCCUCCCAGUUCGCCUCCAGCUAUGUGUUCUACUGGCGGGAUUACUUUGAGGAUCAGCCACUUCUGUACCCGCCAGGAUUUGAUGGCAGAGUCGUGUUGUAUCCUAGCAACCAGACCCUGAAGGACUACCUCAGUUGGCGACAGGCAGACUGUCACAUCAAUAAUCUUUAUAAUACAGUGUUCUGGGCCCUUAUCCAGCAGUCUGGACUAACACCAGUCCAAGCCCAGGAGAGAUUAAAGGGAACUCUGGCCGGAGACAAGAACGAGAUUCUGUUCUCUCAGUUCCACAUCAACUACAAUGACGAGCCGCAGAUGUACAGGAAAGGCACCGUGUUGGUGUGGCAGAAGGUGGAUGAAGUCAGGACCCAGGAAGUUAGACUGCCUGCAGAAAUGGAAGGGGAAAAGAUGACUGUGACCCGGACCAGAACCAGGCCCGUGCCCUUGUACUGCGAUCUCAUUGGGGACGCUUUCUGGAAAGAACACCCAGACAUUCUGACGGGAGAAAACUGACCCUGCAUUCUGCAGUUCUGCCGUGCUUAAUCAUGCAGGUCUCCCGGAGGCUCCUCUCCUCAGGUGGCUCGAGCAUCCCUAGCCCCAAGAGCUGUAAGGAGCCACAUGACUGGAACCCGGUGGAGACAGGGAAAGAAGCAAUGGAUGGAGGCGGCGUAUCUCACUGUGCUUAAACAGAAUACUUUUUUUUUUUUUUUUACGGUGUUAGAACAUGACUUUGGCUCUUUUCAAAAUCAUGAUCCUAUUUUUAUAAAAGAACUAUGCAUGCUUUGC